AUGAUGAGACCCCCGGUCAGAGGUCUGGGCUGCUGCUGGUCCCUCCUGCUGCUGUGGGUACGCUCCUGUGCGCUGGAGGAUGUCACCCCGAACCCCAGGAGCGAGGGCUGUGACAGCGGAGGGUCGUGUGCUGAAGAACUCACAGAGCAGCCUUCCUGUCAGCCAGGUUUUUACUGUCCGGGGGGCAGCUCGGGCCCGGUCCCCUGUCCCAAGGGCACGUACGGGCGGACGGCGGGCGCCAGGACAGCGGAGAGCUGUGAGAGGUGCCCCCCCCACCACUUCAGCCCCCAGCCGGGGAUGUCAGCCUGCCUGCCCUGCGGCGCCUGGGCACAGCAGCCACGGGAGGGCCAGGACACCUGCGUGUGCCCCGGGCAGGGGCAGACCUUCCAGGCCAGCGACGGGCAGUGCCCAUGCGCCCUGGGGUACCGUCCGGCAGGAGAGGGCUCGGGCCUGUGCGUGCCCCGGGUGUACGAGAUCUGCAGGGAGGGCACGGCCCGCACGCAGGAGGGGGCCUGUCUGGACAGGGACCAGUGGGCGCGGCACUGCUCCCAGCAGGUGUGCCCCUCCCCUGCGGACUACCAGGGCUAUGACAAGAGGCUGGGGCUGUGCCUGUGUCGAGCCCCCGACGAGAGCGCUGUGUGUGACCGGCCCUGCAGGAGGCGGCAGAGACAAGCCUUGCAGCUGGCCUGCCGGGGGGCGCUGAAGGUUCUCGUCGCCAGCCGCGGCACCCAGUUCCAGGUGAAGGUGUCCGUGAGGGCGUUGGAAGGCGUCCUGGGCAGCUGGGAUUCCUUGCUCGACCUGCGGUGCACUGGGCACCUCAACGACACCCGCCCCGUGUACCUGGUGGAGACGAACGAAGCCGGGUUCCUGGGGGUGCUGAACCCGGACCCCAGUGACCUGCAGGGGCUCCUCUGGAGGAGCAGGCGUGAGUGGAUGGAUGGAAUGGGAUCGGCGGAUACACCAGGAAACAUCACCUCCCACAACGGCACAGCCGGUAACGAGGAGUCUGGCUGGCCAGGAGAGCCCGCAGCUGGGAAACAGAGCAGGAACCACAGCUUCGCUGGGAUCCUGAACCCCAGCGCGUGUCUCAGCCUGGGGGACGUGCUGCUGUUCGCGCUUCAGAAGGAGCACUUCCCCCAGUAUGACAUAGACAACCUGUACAACACCAAUGCCGACUUCGACUGGGGCGCGUUCCGGGCGCUGGGCGAAGACAUGACCCUGUCCCCGGCUCCUCCCGGGCUCUUCUCCCUCGUGCUUCCCGAGCCGGGGGUCUACGUGCUGAGGCUCAGCAGCAACCGGCACAAGAGGAUGUACGUCAAGGUGAUGCCCGUCGGGGGGCAGUGCUACGAGGCCGGGCCCUUCUUCCCCACCAUCCCCCGGCACGUGGUCCGCAUGGGCAUGGCCCGGAGCCGCCCGCUCCUGCUGCGUCCUGAUUGGCUGGCGCUGGCGGGCCUGCUGGCGGGGGCGGUGCUCCUGCUCGGCGUCUGCGUCGCCCUGCUGAUUCUGUUCCGGGAGUAUGGCUGGCCGGAGAAGACGCCCAUCAGCCCCCGGUACCGCCAGCUGCAGCUCAAGUACAGCCUGGACGACUGCUCCUCCAAGGGCUCCACCGCCAUGGCGCUGGUGCAGAAGCUCCACCGCAGCCUGCAGGCCGAGGCGUCAGGGCCCGGGGCCGGCGGCGCCGCUCAGGCAGUGCCCACCCUGACAACAGAUGAGUUCUGGGACUAUGAGCAGCAGGUAGACCUGGAAGCCUUCGAUACUGAUGUGUUCUAUGACAUUCUGAUGAAACACACUGUCUCUGUGACCGCCAGGCUUGGCGAGUUGAAGGAUGAGGUAAAGGAGCUGUAUGGGAAGGUGGUGAGCCGGGCGGAGAUCCUGGGCGCCCUGUGGGUGUCCAGGCUGACCGCAGCGGGCCAAGGGGCCGGGGUCAAGGACGCAGCGAUGGGGCUGUACCAGCGGAAGCGCCAGGAAGUGGAGGGCGAGAGGGCUCGCCGCCGUGGCCUGGCCGCCCAGGCGGUCCACCUGCUGGACAGGCAGCUGCGGACGCUAAGGCAGGAGCUGGGGGCCCGACAGGAGCAGCAGGGGGCCUUCAGGGGCCAGCUAGGGGAGGCCCUGCGCCUGCUGGACCAGCUCUGUGGGAGAGUGUCCGGUCAGCCCGGCCACAUCCAGGACCAGCAGCUCCAGCACAUGGCCCAGAGGGUGACAUCGCUGGUGGUCCAGAUGGCCGAGGGCGUGGUCCAGGAGUGCCAGCGCAGGGGGACCUGGGCUGUGCUGGGCAAGGGCACCGGCGCUCUCCUGUGGGCAGCAGGCAGAGGGGAAGCCCUUAGGAGGGAGGAGCUUGUUGCUCCUGACGGGACCGUGCGGGCGUCUGACGCUGUCCGCCUGGACCCCUGCACGGGCUUGAUUGUGCCCAGUCCCGGGGCUCAGAUGCUGCUGGCCAACGGGCACCGCAUGCCAGUGCCCCCGGAUUUCUUUGUGCACCCCCAGACCGGGCGGGUGCUGCCCGUGGCCGGGAACGUGGGCUACUGUCCGGUGAGGUCAAGGCUCGUCUUCGUGGUGGACUCCUGUUCAGGUGAGGCUGACAAGUGGGAAACCCCCUUGCUCCCCUUCGUCCCCUAUCCUGUAUCCCGCCACACGGGGCUCCCCGUUAAGUGUCGACUGCAGGGGCUCCAGCCUGGCCAGGAAAUGGCUUUCGGGGGACCCAUGUGUGACCCCGACACGGGCCUCCUCGUGCCAAUCCUGGCGGUAACUAUCCACCCCGAGAGCGGGCUGGUGUACCCUCUGGGGGGUACGCACGCCUGCCCCCUUACCCUCCUGCCUCAGCCCAUACAGAUUGGAGGCGCCAUGCUGGACCGCAAGACAGGAAGCCUGCUGCUCAUCGUGGGCGUCGGCCUGGACCCCAAGUCCGGGGGUGUGAUUCCUGUGGGGGGGCUGCCGAGCCCUGCCGGCGGCCCCCUGCUCCUGGGCGACUCCUUCACCGAGCCCCUGAGUGGGCGGCCGGGGCAGGUGUGGGGGGCCAGCCUGCAGGGGGGCAAGCCGGUAGCCCACAGCGGGGGUUACCAGGCCCUGCUGGACUCCCACGCCCUGGCCUGCGGCCUGCGGGUCACCGAGCUGCUGAAGGAGGCCAGGGAGGCCCCGGGCGAGCAAGGCCUGGUCAUGUCGGCGGUGGGGGAGCUGGAGCGAGCCUGGGGCCGCAGUGACCACUGCCUGCUGCAGCUGCUCUGCGGCCUGGAAGGACAGCUGGCACGAGCCAGGGACUUCGGCGCUGACGGCGGCAGCCAAGGUUUGAUUAAGUUCCCUGGCACAGAGCUGACCCUGCCUGCUCUGGCUGGACUGGAGUACCUUGACCCAGGAGGCUCAGGAUUGCUGAUACCGGUCCUGGGGGCGCAGUGGGACUGGGACAGGGGGGUUCUGGUCCCCCUCGCUGGAACCAUGGAGGACGCGGAUGGCAAAGGGCUGGUUCCGAUCCGGAUCGGGGCCCGUACGGUGGACCCCAUAACUGGAAGAGUGGGGCCGGUGGUGGGAGCUCGGUUUGACGCUGUGAGGAGCACUGUGGUCCCCAUCACUCAGGCCUACAGCCAGCUGUUGAGAGGACACCCAGAUCUAGAGCUGGUCCACGAGCUGCAGAGGGAGGCCCGCGUCAGGAGGGAGUUCUGGAGGGCCCGGCGGCAGCAGGACGAGGAGCUGCUGAGGGGGGUGGCCUCAGCCCUGCGGCGCUGUUUCGGCGCGGCGGCCCGGGGGCACGUGGAGGAGGUCAGGCCCGCUCCAGCGCCCGGGGUGCAAACUCGCAAGGAGUCUGAGGGGGAAACACUUCCACUGACCACGGACCCCACCUCUGUCCCCGUGGGGUUGAACGGGGCUGUUUGCAUCUCUGUCGCCCUGCAGGCUCAGUGGCGGGACAGUGCCGGAGCCCUGCAGGGGGCAGCUCAGGAGCUCCAGGAGGCUGCCCUCGCGGAGGCCCACCGGAGGGCGCUGGAGAAGUCCGAGCUGUCCAGUGUGCUGCCGUCUGACGUCCUGCUGAUCCUGACUGAAGGCGACGAGGGUGAGUGGGAGCAGGAGCAAAGGGUACAGGCGGUGCUGGAGUCCCUGCUGGACAGAGUGAGCGUCAGUGUGGACAGACUGCAGCAGGAGCAGGACAGAAUGACAGCAGGGAAGGAGCUGCCUCACAAACUGGAGCACAGCAGGGCCUGGGCGCUGGGCGUGAGGGAGCAGUCGGAACGGUUGCUCGCAAGACAGGCCAGUCUGGAGGCGGCUGUUGGCAAACUGCACUGUCACCGGGAGUACUGCCAGCUCAGGGCAGCCACUGCAGAGGCUGUGCUGUCCGGCUCGUUCUGGUACGAAGACUACGGUGUCACUCGGAGGAGAGGCUGCAGGAGCCCGCGGAGAGCUGUCGAAAUGAGCCAGCGCCGAAUCAGGCCGCUGCUGGAGCAACUCCUCCACCUGCUUGAGGAGAACAAGCGCCUGCGUCUGUCCCCGGGCUCUCCCUCCAGGGCCGGCUCAGGGGGCUCGGCUGUGGUGUGGAAAGAUGGGGUGAGAGCUGCCCUGUGGGACUCUGAGGCCAUCUGUGACGAACCCUCUGCCCCGUGGCCUGGGGGUACCCCCUCCACGCUGCCUGAGGCACCCCAAGAACCCGGAGAGACUACAGUGCCAGGGAGGCCCCACAGUCAGUGUCGAAUCUGAGGGCGUUUUAAUCUGCGUGUUGUGCUGCACCUCAGGAGUCUCAGGAACAGGACGCUGGGGGAC
This is a messenger RNA of Lepisosteus oculatus (spotted gar), 4740 nucleotides long. RefSeq lists its product as uncharacterized. The record is from RefSeq and is a predicted model, not a curated record. NCBI's taxonomy places the organism in Eukaryota, Metazoa, Chordata, Actinopteri, Semionotiformes, Lepisosteidae.